Mesocestoides corti is the source of this 728-nucleotide messenger RNA. The record is from the annotation of a GenBank genome assembly. NCBI's taxonomy places the organism in Eukaryota, Metazoa, Platyhelminthes, Cestoda, Cyclophyllidea, Mesocestoididae.
GUCCUGCCAAAUUGGACACAUCAAGUUCAACCGAUUUGUUUAUUAUGGCUACUUGGUUGUUUUUCGUAGGUGGCUGCUUGGGUGGUCGUCACGUUCAUACCGUAAUCGGUGGAUGGGGCUGGGGCUGGUGCUGCCUGAGCAAUGUCCAAACGAUAUCCCUUGAAGUGAUGACGCUCAAUCCAACUUGUAAACACGUAGAAACUAUAGAGGGGGUUCCAUUGACUGUGACCGGCGUUGCACAAGUCAAAGUUUUAGCUGAUGAGAAUAUUUUGUCCUUGGCUUGUGAACAGUUUUUGGAUCUAGACGCUUCCAGAAUUGAAAACACGAUCCUCCAAACACUGGAAGGUCAUCUUCGAGCUAUUCUCGGGACUUUAACUGUUGAGGCCAUUUACAAAGACCGAGAUCAGUUCGCGUCUCUCGUUAGAGAAGUCGCCGCUCCGGACGUCGGUAGAAUGGGGAUUGAAAUUCUCAGUUUUACCAUAAAGGAUGUUUUCGACGACGUUGAUUAUCUAAACUCCCUCGGUAGGCCACAGGUGGCAAAGGUUAAACGUGACGCUAACAUAGGCGUUGCUGAGGCAGAGCGCGACGCUGGAAUCGUCGAGGCAGAGUGCGAAAAGGAGCGCAUGGAAGUUCGUUGCCAAGCCGAUGCGGCGAUCGCCAAUUACCAGAGGGGCUACGCCUUGCAAAAGGCUGCCUUCGAUGUGGAGGUGAAUCAGGCGCGCGCUGAG